This is a messenger RNA of Trematomus bernacchii (emerald rockcod), 998 nucleotides long. It is a transcript of the gene mrpl54, whose product is annotated as mitochondrial ribosomal protein L54. Gene Ontology annotation, molecular function: structural constituent of ribosome. Gene Ontology annotation, cellular component: mitochondrial large ribosomal subunit. Lineage: Eukaryota; Metazoa; Chordata; Actinopteri; Perciformes; Nototheniidae. The record is from RefSeq and is a predicted model, not a curated record. The transcript is spliced from 3 exons. The coding region runs from base 104 to 520 and encodes 138 amino acids.
GGGGCAGUAGACCAUUUUCACAGAGCCAAACCGGAAGUUGAAAGGACUAUGAAAGUCAAACUGUAGCAUGGUGGUGAGCGUUUUCACAUAACCUACAGGGAAAAUGUCUUUGUACACUUUAUUCAGGAUAGUAACGUUAUCCAAAGGUAUCGCAAACAACGCCACAACGUCGCUGUGCAGAACGAGCGCUCUGAACAGAAUACAGACAUGUGGAUAUGCUAAGAAAGUUGUGGUCAAACUUAAAGGCAAAGGGAUGAUGAAACAGGAUCUGCAAGGUCCCGAGGUUUGUACAGACCCCGUCAGACUCACUACUCAUGCAGUAGGGGCCAACAUAUUCAAGCAAGGAGAAGACCCCCAGCUGAAACCUCAUGACCAAUAUCCAGAGUGGUUGUUCGAGUUGAACCUGGGAAAGGCCAAAACGCUGAACGAGAUAGACCCGGACACCUGGGGAUACUGGAAGCGCCUGAGGAAGGAGAAUAUUUGGCGUAAUAACAAACUGAAAAAAGGGAAGAAGUUUUAACUCUCACUGGACUGACCGAUCACUUCUUCCUGUUCAUUGGGUUGCUUCUCUCUGGACUGAAUUAACUGACAUAGUAUACGUUCAGAGCCAGAGUUCCUGAAUGCCACUUUAAGUGUGUUGAUUAAAAUCAUGAAGAAUCUUUAAUGGCACUCUGGUGACAAUACCUGAAAGCUAUAAAGUACAAAAAUACAGGAACUUUCUGAACCAAAACUGAAUAACACAAGAAUGGUGACCUUGGAAAUUUGAGUGGCUGAAACAACCCCCCCCCCCCCCCCAACUUCUUCAGCAGACGCCAUUUGCUCAGUUGUGAUGACAUUUUAACAUUCACAUUUCAUAGAUUGUGUGAUACAAUCAAAACUCACAAACUGCGUGAAGUGAAGCUUGUGUUACAUUCUUGUCAAUUUCAAAAAGGUAGUUAUACAUUCUUUGCUUCCAGGAUUAUGCAUUGCAUUUAAAUAAAUUGUAUGUAUAAAACACA